AUGGCAUCCGCUCCUAGAGGUCGUCUCCAAGGCAAGAAUGCCAUCAUCACCGGUGCAGCUGGCGGUAUCGGCCUCGAAACCAGCAUCCUCUUCGCCCGCGAAGGCGCCAACAUCCUAAUGGCCGACAUCUCGGCCCCAGCCCUCGAAAAAGCCCUCGCCAAAGUCAAGGAAGUCGUUCCCACCGCUCCCCGCGUCGAAACCAUCAAAUGCGACGUCUCCAAGGAAUCCGACGUACAAGCCAUGGUUGAGUCCCAGGACAGCUGGGGCGGCACGGACGUCAUCUUCAACAAUGCGGGCAUCAUGCACGCCGACGAUGCCGACGCCGUCGAUACCCCCGAGAAGAUUUGGGAUAUGACGCAGAACAUCAACGUCAAGGGUGUGUGGUUCGGAUGCAAGCAUGCCGUGCUGAGUCUGCGUCGUCACAAGAAGACCAAGGGCAGCAUCAUCAACACGGCGAGUGUGGUGGCCUUGGUGGGAAGUGCUACGCCUCAGUUGGCGUACACGGCUAGUAAGGGUGCUGUGUUGGCGUUGACGCGUGAACUGGCUAUUGUGCAUGCGAGAGAGGGAUUCCGGUUCAAUGCGCUGUGUCCGGCGCCGUUGAACACUCCCCUCCUGCAAGACUGGUUGGGUGACGACAAGCCCAAGCGCUUCCGGCGGGAGGUGCACUUCCCCACUGGUCGGUUCGGAGAGGCUAUUGAGCAGGCUCAUGCCGUGGUGUUUUUGGCUAGUGACGAGAGCAGUUUCGUCAAUGGUAGUGACUUUGUUGUGGAUGGUGGAAUGUCCAAGGCGUAUGUUACUCCAGAGGGCCCGGCCACUGUCGCUCCUCAGAACCUGGGGCAUUAA
Molecule: messenger RNA, 843 nt
Organism: Aspergillus niger
Lineage: Eukaryota; Fungi; Ascomycota; Eurotiomycetes; Eurotiales; Aspergillaceae
Exons: 4
Coding region: 1-843 (280 amino acids)
Molecular function (GO): oxidoreductase activity
Source: RefSeq, a predicted model, not a curated record